CCUCUGACAGGGCCUCCAACCCUUGAUCUCGCGGCCUUCUCCAUCAUUCUUUGCAUGUUUGGCUCGAGCUUCUUCGACGGCUUUGCUUAUCCCUUUGCCUGUCAUUAUCCUGGAAAGCCUCGGACGGCAGAGCAAACACACGCGGCGACGCCCCCUGCGAGCACUACAACCAGCGCGAACCCGACCAGUCCCCGACAGGUCAGACCCGGCCAUCCUCACCUACAUGCGAUCCUCGACAUCCUAUCGUACGCACACCAAGCACAUGAGUUCGACAAGUGCUGCAUGAAUAGCGGGCACAGAGGUCAUUGACCUGACCCUUUGGAUUGCCUAGACGCUCGCUACCUUGUCAGCCCUUCGCGCAAGCACACACGCCAGGUUUGCGACAACCAAUCCGCCCCGCGACCGACUCCAUUCGCUCAGGCUGACAGGCCCAAGCGAGGCGCGCCGACCGACGAACCGAGACCUGCACUACGAUACACAACUUUGAAGUAGCCAUGUCAUUCCGUGACGGCCAGCGACGAUACGGCCAUGUGCCUCCGGUGCAGUAUCCUGUAGCUGGGCAAGCGCAGGAUAGGGAUGAUCAGACGGGCCUGGGACUCGGUCGACGCCCGAGCUUCAACAGCGGAGACGACAGAGCUCAUUAUGCUCAGUCGCAAACCAACGCGCCCACGUACGAUGGCGCAGGCUAUGGAACGGCCGGAAAUGACGAGCUUUUCUUAGCCAGUCCCAGCUCUACCUCCUCGAGCGUUAGGCCGCCAACCCACGGCUCCACGAGUGCUGCCUUGUCUGGAUUCCAGCACCAGUACCAAGACCCAGCCGCCUCGACGCCCCAGCAAACAUCUUACAAUCCUCAGAGCUUUGCUCAGCCAACCUCUCCUAUCUUUGCGAGGACACAGUCAACAAGCCUGCCGUACCGCCAACCGCAGGCAUCACCUCAAUACCCAACGCAUCGAACUUCAUUUGCCCCGUCACCAACCAACUAUACCCCCCAAGCGUACAACCCGGCCGCUUACGCCAGUGCGACUUCCCCUCAACGGCAACCUACAUAUCAUGGGUACAACAACUACACUCCACAGGAGCAGGCCUACACCGGAGCCCCGGGCCCCUCCCACACGUCGCCAACGUUCGGGCAUGGCCAGUCUCCCGCCUUCACCCAUCCAGCGUCAUUUCCGCAGCCUGAACACGGCUACGCGCAACAACAAAACAAUAGCGCUGGUACAUACAAUCCCUCACAGUACGCUGCAGGUGCGUAUCCAUCGCAUGGUUCCAACGGAAGCAGCCCUGGGCAGCCGGCGUACACGCAAGCGCCAUACCCAACCACGUCGUACAUGCCUGUUGGGCCUGCUAGCACUUCGAUGAAUGAUCACGGCACUGCUGCCUACACCAGGGGUUCCAGGGCCAAUUCUGCCAAUUCUAUAUCAUCGCCAGGAACGACGGCGGGGCUGCAAAGACACCCGACUAAUGCGCCGCUCCCGAGGCGCCCUAUGGACACAGACCCGGGCUGGGACCGAGGGCAUGCCCAAAACCGCAGCUAUGAUCAGGAUCAAGAGCAACUCAUGCACGAUAUUGAGGCGGAACUAGGUGCUAUUGGUCCAAGAGGAGGCUCGAGGGGAUCAAGACCACCCUCACGACCCGCUAAUGGCUCACACGAGGCACAGUUUCCCGAUGACGGUAGCGAGCAUCUACGGCGGUGCAACUCCUCCGCGACCACAUUGGCGCACUCUGCGAGCAUGGCUUCGACACGACGCCCCUACGCGAAUUCGUCAUUUGACGAAGACGACGAUGAUCCUGAGGGAACUGCCGGCGUCAUAGCUAUGCAGCAGGCUGAGCUUGACGAUCGGCGCUUCAGUGGAGCAACUUUCACCUACAACGACUCUACUCCUCCAGCAAUGCCCUCAUCUACAUCGACCCCUCUGCCGCCGCCCCCAGAAGAACAGGACCGAAGCAGUAGCGGCGGAAGCGAGGUGGGCGGUGGCAUGGUAGAUUUGGGCAUGCUGAGUGGUGGGUACGCGGGCAAUCUCACGUAUGGGGUAUCACCCCCGUUGGACUCGAACAGCAGCCGCCCUUUGCCUUCACCGAACUAUUUCGAUAACCAAUACGACAGCCGCAAACCAGAGCCUAACUACAGUGGCGCCAUCAUGGACUAUGGGGGGACCGGUGGUCUCCAGCCACCGAGAGAGCCCCGACUCAGCUUUGACGAGGGUGAUGAGCGGGUAUCUCUUCAUUCAAAGCAGAGCGGUGACUCGGCCGGGCCGGAAGACUAUCAAGACCUCUUUUACCAUCCUGGUUUGUCUAAUCGACCCCUGCCAAUAGUUCCGCGUGGCGGUGCCGGGUCCGACAGUAGCUCAAUGCUUUCGGUCAAUACCAACAAUCGCGGACACUUACAGCACACAUACUCUACAAGCACCGACUCGCGGUAUCAUUCUCAUGAAAAUCCCGAGGCCUUGUACGACACCACGACACCGGGCUCGUUGCAGCCAGAGCGAUCUAUCUCUCUCGUGGGCCACAGCAACACGCCGCAAGUCUACACACCCGCCAGAUCCAGGACAGACGCUGCCGAGGAACGCAGGAAGUUCAAUCGCCAUCAACACAUUGCGCCCAACACAGGGCCGCCGUCAAUCGACUAUGACGCGGGUAGUGUUGGCGCAUUUGAUGGCAUCACUCUGCCCAGUGGCCGUAAGAGGCGGUUCGUGCCCUCGAAGCUAAGCUCCGGAGACUUCCGGCGAUGUUCGGAGCCAUGGGCGCUCAGCAAUGUCGAGGCCUGGAUCCGGGACAUGGCUGACGGGGAGGUGGACUUGAGGAGGAAAGCCGUGGAAGAAGGCUUGGUACUUCUAUUCACCUUCAAAGUUCCUACGAUGAACGUCGCCGAUGCAGAAGUUUUGAGCAGUCGAGUCGUAUCUCUCAUGCUCGAUGCGCAACUUCUCCUACCCGAGGAGGAAUGGGUCAAGUUUGGCGACGGACAUAUCUCCGGAGUCCUGUGGCAACUCACAGGUUCAGGCUGCUACGCCCCUAAGCUGCACGAGCACGACAUACCCGGACGAUGUUAUUCUACCCACUGCACUAGGACCGUCAAAAAGAUUGACCUAGACGAGCUUGAUCCCGAGCAGAGCAGAGGCCAAGAGUGGCACGUUUUCUAUGGCCUCACAAAAGAGGACAUUGAGAGCAGGGACAAGAAAGAAGUCGAACGGCAAAAUGUUCUGCAUGAGAUUGUGACGGGAGAAGAGAAUUACAUCAAGCAGCUCGAAUUCUUCCGUCUCGAGUAUCGAGAUGACAUGCGUACCAGGAGACCACCACUCAUCCCGCCCGAGCGACAAGAAAAAUUCUUCAACUCAAUAUUCGGCAAGUUGGACUCGGUGCUUACUAUCAACAAGGACAACCUGCUGGCGCAACUCAAAUAUCGCCAACAAAGCCAAGGCCCUUGGAUCGUGGGGUUCAGUGAUAUCCUGCGCGAAUGGAUUCGGAAAGCCCGCACUCACUAUGUCGAAUACGCAUUUGGCUACCCCCGUGCUGAAUACAUGAUUCGCAACGAAAGGGACAGGAACCUCACCUUCAGGAAGUUCACCGAUGAAAAGGUGAAGCUCAAGUCUUCGGGCAAGCACGACUGGGCUCACUUUUUGAUCGCGCCGAUCACGCGACUACAGCGCUACGUGCUGCUUCUGGAGAGUGUCGACAAAUUGAUGAAAACCGAGAGCGAGGAGAAGACCAAUCUGCAAAAAGCCAUGGCCGAAAUCAAGGCCGUCGCGCUGGAAUGCGAUGCCAAGGUUGACGAAACCAACAAGCGGGUAGAGAUGAUGCAGUUGGAUCGGAUGCUGGUUCUCAGGCCAUCUUUUGAGACGUCCCUCAACCUCGACCAUCUUGGCCGCCAAUUGCUAAUGCAGGGAGAGCUUACGCGGCUGGGCUCCAAAGGUGUACGCUGGGUUGAUAUGCAUGCGUUGCUGUUUGAUCAUUGCUUGAUCCUGGCCAAAACAGUCUAUACGCACACCAAAGAAAAGAAGUACGAUGUUUCGAAAGAGCCAAUCUUCAUGCCCCUGCUCUUUCUGGAGAGUGUGAACGACGAGCCCAUCCAGAGGCAAAAGGGUAUCACGACACCCUUGGGCCGGACGACCACGUCAUCAGCAUCAAGCAAUCAGAUGACGAAAGUGGCUACGAACAACAGUGGCAAGCCCAUACUUGAGCAUGUUAGCACCAGCUCAUCUCUGGGUACAUUGACGCCUGCUGGAUCUGGCGAUGGCGAUGGUCGCAUCCUAUACCCCUUCAGACUCAAGCAUUUAGGACACGAAGUGUAUGUGCUGUAUGCUUCAUCGGCAAGAGACCGGAUGGAGUGGUGCCAGAAGCUCAUCGAAGCCAAGACGAACCAUGCAAAGGCCCUCCAUGAGCAGAGCGCAGAGCCCUUCCGUUUGCGUGUUUUGGCCGAUGCCGCGUUCAACUACGAGAGCUCGCUUCUUUCCCGGACACCCCCUGUGGCCGUCAAGGGUACACCACUAGACCGCGCCAUCCAAGAUCUUGAGAGUGUGCUUGGCUCGGCGCAGGGCAUAGCCCCCGUUUGUCGGGCGCAAGUCAACUGCGCCACUGGCUUCUCGGCGUUCGGCAAACCCGUGAUUGCCAUUGGAACAGACUAUGGUGUUUACAUUUCCGACCCGUCUAACCCUCGCGGGUGGGUGAGGACGGUCCAGGCGACCCGCGUCACUCAAAUUGCGGUGCUCGAGGAGUUCCAGGUGUGCCUUCUGAUAUCGGAGCGCUCCCUCAUAUCCUUCCCACUUGACGUGGUAGCCCCAGUGUCGGAAUUCGCGCCUCCAAGCAACGAUAGCACUCGUCGAGCGCCGCAGAGACUGGCAAAGGAUGUCACGUACUUCGCCACUGGACGAAUGAAGGACCGGACGCUGGUAUUCUACAAGAAGAAAGAGGGCCUCCACACAACGUUCAAAGUCCUGGAACCCAUCUACCACAAGGCCACGGAGAAGAAGCGCUUCUUCGGCGGGCGUAAGGGCGGCCUUGGCAGCACGGAAACCUUCCGAGACUUUGACGACUUCUUCUUCCCGACCGAAUGCUACUCGCUGAGCUUGUUCCAGACAUACAUUGCUGUGGCAACGUCCAAGGGUGUUGAGAUGCUGACGCUGGAUAAGAAACAGCCCAUGUCGAUUCCUGAUCUCAAGGGCCCAGCCAUUGCGAACAUUGCCAACCGCAUCUCCAAUCAAAGGCCUCUGGGUAUGUUCCGGCUGAACGAGAACGAGUUCAUCGUCACAUAUGAAGACUGCGCUGCAUACGUCGAUAAGCACGGCGAGAUUAGUCGCACCCUCAUUAUGGAGUAUGCGGGUAAACAGAAAAAGGCCCGCGGUGCAACCAUGUACGGCCAAUACCUCCUACUCUUCAACGAGGAUUACGUCGAGGUCCGUAACGCGGAGAAUGGCAGAUUGCGCCAGAUCAUUGCCGGCAAGGAUGUACGUGUCCUGGACUACGGUAUCAGAGGGCCAACGGGCAACAGCGCUGCCGCCGCCAGUCACACGCAGGGGCGCAAUGGACACUUGCCCAACGUGGGCGACGCGUCCAAAGGCACGGUCAAGAUUGCCAUGUGCCAUCCCGAAUUGCCAGGCAGGCAAAUUGUGCUGGAAAUGCUCCUGAAUGAGGGGCACACUGAUUCAUGAGCAGGGUCGCCAAUGUGGCCGAUAUGGAAACGGGGCAGGACAUAUUUGUAUAUCAACUACAAUCGGGGGACGGUUGCAGGUAUUGGCGGUACGCACAUCCAAGUCGUCUUGGAUUGAAAGGGUCUGUUGGUUAGUUAUGGCAUGGCGUUGUGGUUGAAUCGAGGGGCCGUUUUGGCCCUUGAUAUAUAUUGAUGAAAGCGAGAUAGUCGAGAUGACUUGAUUUGACGUUGACGAUACUACGCACCGAGUGUGACUUUGUGAC
This is a messenger RNA of Emericellopsis atlantica, 5904 nucleotides long. Its product is annotated as CNH domain-containing protein. The transcript is spliced from 3 exons. Gene Ontology annotation, molecular function: guanyl-nucleotide exchange factor activity. NCBI's taxonomy places the organism in Eukaryota, Fungi, Ascomycota, Sordariomycetes, Hypocreales, Bionectriaceae. The coding region runs from base 495 to 5642 and encodes 1715 amino acids. The record is from RefSeq and is a predicted model, not a curated record.